Messenger RNA from Parnassius apollo (apollo), 1815 nucleotides. The record is from the annotation of a GenBank genome assembly. Lineage: Eukaryota; Metazoa; Arthropoda; Insecta; Lepidoptera; Papilionidae.
AUGUUUCGCCAUGUGCUCGAUCAACCGCCGCUAGAGGAUACGGAUGGACCAAUAACCCUCAUAAUGUCACCCACCAGAGAAUUGUGUAUGCAGAUCGGCAAAGAUAUCAAGAAAUUUGCUAAAUCUUUGGGGUUGAGGGUUGUAUGUGUGUAUGGUGGUACGGGUAUAUCCGAACAGAUUGCGGAGUUGAAACGCGGUGCCGAGAUUAUAGUCUGCACGCCGGGUCGUAUGAUCGACAUGCUGGCUGCAAACUCGGGCCGUGUGACUAAUUUGCGUCGUGUCACGUACGUGGUGCUCGAUGAGGCGGAUCGUAUGUUCGAUAUGGGGUUCGAACCGCAGGUAAUGAAGAUCAUAGAUAAUGUGCGACCGGACCGACAGACUGUCAUGUUCAGUGCUACAUUCCCUAGACAAAUGGAGGCACUCGCUCGCCGCAUACUGCAGAAACCUAUUGAAAUACAGGUUGGUGGCAGAAGCGUAGUGUGUAAGGAAGUGGAACAGCACGUGGCAAUUCUAGAAGAGGACGCGAAGUUCUUCAAGUUGUUAGAACUGCUAGGCUUAUACAGCCAGAUGGGCAGCAUUAUAGUGUUUGUGGAUAAACAGGAGAACGCUGAUAGCCUGCUAAAAGACCUCAUGAAGGCGUCUUAUUCUUGUAUGAGUUUGCAUGGAGGCAUUGAUCAAUUCGACAGGGACUCGACGAUAGUGGACUUCAAGUCGGGCAAGGUGCGGCUGCUGGUGGCCACUAGUGUGGCGGCUCGCGGUCUCGACGUCAAGCAGCUCGUGCUCGUCGUCAACUACGACUGCCCCAAUCACUACGAGGACUACGUGCACAGAUGCGGUCGUACAGGCCGGGCGGGUAACAAAGGCUACGCUUGGACAUUCCUCACGCCAGAGCAAGGUCGCUACGCGGGUGACGUCCUACGAGCGUUCGAGCUGGCCGGUGCUACACCGCCGCCGGAAUUGAGACAGUUGUGGGAACGUUACAAAGAGGCGCAAGAGAAAGAGGGCAAGAAAGUGCAUACCGGAGGAGGUUUUAGUGGUAAAGGUUUUAAAUUCGACGAAUCUGAAGCUCAAGCCGCAUCGGAAAAAAAGAAGUAUCAAAAAGCUGCGCUAGGCCUCCAGGAUUCUGAUGACGAGGACGUGGAAGGCGAUUUGGAUCAACAAAUAGAAACCAUGCUAGCUGCUAAGAAGAUUGUUAAGGAAAUCAAGCCGGGUGCGGUGGGCGCGGCGGCGGGCGCGGCAGGCGGCGCGGGAGGGGCGGGCGCGGACGGCAAGCUGGAGCUGGCGCGGCGGCUGGCCUCGCGCAUCAACCUGGCCAAGGGACUCGGUGUCGAGCACAAGGGCGCCACGCAGCAGGCCGCCGAGGCCAUCCUCAAGGGCUCGCUCUCCGCGCACACGCUCAUCACCGCGAAGACCGUUGCGGAGCAGUUGGCUGCGAAGCUGAACACGCGGCUGAACUACCAGCCGCGCGACGAGAGCAACGCCGAGCCGGCCGAGGAGGUGUUCCGCAAGUACGAGACCGAGCUCGAGAUCAACGACUUCCCGCAGCAGGCACGCUGGCGGGUCACCAGCAAGGAGGCGCUAGCAUUAAUCAGCGAGUAUUCAGAAGCAGGAAUAACUGUACGCGGUACGUACGUACCACCGGGCAAAGCACCGCCAGAGGGCGAAAGGAAAUUAUACCUUGCGAUAGAGAGCUCACAAGAACUAGCGGUCGCUAAAGCGAAGUCUGAAAUAACGCGCCUCAUCAAAGAAGAACUGCUCAAACUCCAGUCCUCUGCACAUCACAUGAUUAAUAAAGCAAGAUAUAAAGUUAUAUAG